UACGUGUCGCGUGCGAGUCUCUCUAUUCUAGUGGCGUGGUUACGACAUCGUACGCUAGCUAGGAGGAAAGGGUUAUACAUAGAUUGGGAGGCAUUGGAGUACAGUGGUGUUGUGUACAGUAAAAGGCUGGCGUGCAAUUCAGCUGUCGCUACUUCAAAGACAUCUCACUACCAUUCAGGAUAUUUUCAUACAUUUCACACACGUGUAGGGGACCAUGUAGGGGUGGUCUUCCUGUCCACGCGUCAUGACCUUUAGGUCAAUUACUAUAAAGAACUCUUACGUGUUAGGAGGAGAUGGACAUUCGACAACGGCCACCUGGUCUUGCCUGUGCUACCCCUGUUAUCUCGCUCUUCAAGUUGCGCAGAUUACUCUUCCAGCCACGCUUCAGACCCUAUCCUGCUCAUGGCCCUGGUAGCACAGUGGACAAGGCUAGAUCCCCUACCUUGGAUCCCCCACAACAACUUCACAGCGUGUAUGGUAGCCAUGGCCACCAAAACUACAAUAGCAUUAAUAGUGACAGUCCUACAGUUUCCAUAUCUACGUCCUCCAACUCCAUGUUAGUUAUUUCUCAGUCAAUCAACGCUGUAGUGAAGAGUACACCAGCCCUAAAUGUCACUAGUGCUAUCAACAGUGGCAAUGAACGGAAAUAUCAGUGUAAAAUGUGCUCACAGAUCUUUCUACACAAAUCUGCCAUGCAGCAACACUCCAGAGAGACCCACAGAGGAGAGAUCAAGCCACAUCAAUGCCAUCAGUGUUUGAAAUCCUUUUCCUCCAAUCAUCAGCUGACCCAGCACAUCCGGGUACACACCGGGGAGAAACCUUACAAAUGUUCAUAUUGUGACCGAAGGUUCAAACAGCUGUCCCAUGUCCAGCAACACACAAGACUUCACACUGGGGAGAGGCCAUACAAAUGCCAUCUGUCAGAUUGUGGAAGGGCCUUCAUCCAGUUAUCUAAUUUACAACAACAUCUACGAAAUCACGACAGCCAGAUGGAGCGUGCGAAAAACAAGCCUUUCCUUUGUAACAUCUGUGGGAAAGGUUUCGCUUCUGAAAACAGCCUUCGUUCUCAUCGCGCUAAGCAACAUGCAGCCCUCAUUGGGGGAGCCAGCUCUCAAUCGUGUCCCGUGUGUCACCGGAUCUGCCUGAAUGGGGAGGCCUUGAUGGUGCAUAUGAGUGUUACUCACAAGGAUCCUAAUGCAUCAGGAACACCAAACAAGCGUCGUACAACAAGCCGCCCAUGUCCCAUUUGUGGAAAGACGUAUGUCAAUGAGGGAUCGUUAAGGAAACACAUUACAAGCCAUCCUGAGACGUCAUCAGUUUCAUCGCCUUUACGCAUGUGGCCAUGCUCUGUUUGCCAAAGUGUAUUUACUCAAGAAGCUGGCCUUCUACUCCAUAUGGAGAAUAUGAGAAUGGAUCCCAAACACCAGUUCGCUGCCCAAUAUGUUCUGAGUCGGGUAGCUGCAGAGAAACGAGAGAAAGAAACACAUAUAAGCUCCACAGCACCUCUAGAAGUGGCCAAUCUAUCCAAGAGUGGAGGCAGUUCUGGCUCUAACCAACUCAAAGAAUCACCAAUAUGUCAUAACAAUGGUAGUAGCCACAAUGGAGCAGUUAUGAAUAUACUGUCCAACAUAAAAAGCCUAUCAAAUAUUAAUAGGCCUGCUCCGGCUCAUUCUCAGACACCGUCAGCCCUUCCACACAGGCAUGUUAUACCGCAACUCGCUUUAUCUCGCGUGUCUUCUCAAAACCAUUCACAACAAUUCUACUAAACGUCAUAGAAUGGUUAAUAUCUCUUAGAUUUACGAUCAUAGAAGUACGUUUACAAGAAUAAAUAAUUUUAACUCGUCAGAAACUUAAAUACCCCUAUAUUAACACAAUUUAAUAAUUUGUGAUGAUGAUGUGCAGUAAGAGUUAUUUUGUCACUUCUAUACAUGAGCAUUAAUGAACCUUUUUAUUGUAGUUAGUCUUAAUUUUUGAGGUAUACGUUUAAAUACUAUAUGUUUGAUCUCCUCUUAAAGACUUAUACACAAGCUUUCUCUGUCUGCCGUGGAUCAUUGAGUUACUUUUUGAAUGAAUAUGAAUUUAUGUAGAAUUUUCAACGGACUUAACAAAACACAACUUGUUUUCGGACUGAGGAACCAGAGUUUUUUCGAAAGCUACAACACGUUAAUGUGUACGUGAGCACGCAGAAGCUUGUAAUUCGUCUUUAAGUUGGAUUUAAACAUGUAGAAAGUGAAUAAAGUAAAAUUUAUUGUUUAAAAAUCUAAGCACAGUGAUAUUUAACUUCGAUUUACUUUGUGUAUUGUUUUGGCCAAGUGAGCUGUGAUACAAAAUUUGCUUACUACUUAAAGUUUGUAAGCAACUGUGAGCCAGGAAGAGUUGGAUCAUGGAGGUAUUAGGUAAACCUGGCCCUAAUAAUAAUCAUGUGUAAUGUUAAAAUUAUGUAUAAUGUCUUUGUUUACAUAUAGUGUCACUGGGAUGAAAUUCCAUAGGCACUCUAAACACUUCUAUAUUUCUCGGUCAGUGAUCUUGUCCGGUGUAUUGUAUUUCCGGAUUUUGUUAUCAAUAGUAACAAGACUAAAGUGUUGUGAUCAUAAUCGGUGUGCAGUAGUAUGUAGUUUCUUUAUAGUAGAGUUAGUACCUUUAGAUUACAACAGACAGACAGGCUGCUGUCAGUGAAGAUUUUGUAAUAUCGGUGCGUGAUUUUCUUGUUAUAAACUACAACUAUAGAAUUAGUUAAAGCGAAAUAUUAUGCAUAUUCUUUUCCAUUAUAAAAGUAGAAUAAAUAGCCCAAUAGUGUUUAACGUGUUGUGUCCUUUGAUAACAAUUUGCCUAAAAGGCUAUUGAUAUACCCUUGUGACAAGCGAUAUUUAUUUUUAUGAAAUUUGUAAAAUUAACUAGAAGUCUUCAGGAAAAUUCUAAUUAUAUAGGUAAGAUUUGAAUUAUGGAUGUUCGUCUAUAACAUCAGUAUUUUCACAGGAGAGAAAACUUCUAUAAGAACAUAAAAUAAACUGGGGCCAAAUUGGUAGUGUAGGAAGUUUGCUUAAAACUUUCACUCAAAGCUAUAGUGUGGGAAAUAAUAAAUAUCCAAAAUGCUGCUAACAUUUCAAAUAUUGAAGGUUUUUUUCGUGGCCAAGUUAUUAAACUCUUACCUGAAAUUUUUCGUUUGAAUUAUAUUAAUUAUUCAGGAAAUAACUUUAAAGUUAACUAUAUUAUAGUUAUAUAAUUUGAUAUAACAUAGUUCAUGUGAUGCAGAUAUUAUCUAAAUAUAUGUUUUUAAAAGUUAUUGAAACUAAUCCAUUGAUAAACUUUUAUGAGUUAAAUGUAUUACACAAAGAACGAGAGAUAAACAAAGUAUGUGUUUAAUUUAGUUUAUCAUAUUGGAGAGAAGGUAUUUGGGCCUAUAAGCGGACUCAAUGGAAAGAUCAUUAAUAUUUUUAAAAAUUAUAAUUUUGAAUAUAGAGUGUAUCAAAAUUAUUUAAAUUUUUUGUGCCUGAAUAAGAGAUGUUUACAUAUGAUAUUUUGUGAGAAGUCCAUUUGGAUGCUUACGCUUUUUUUUUAACCAAUAUUUCUCUUCUCCUACUUGAAAUUCGAUCUUUGAAAAAAUAUAAGAAACUUAAAUUAAAUGUCCUAAAGAUUUAUUCGAAAAAUGCCACUUUUCUUUGGAUUUUUUUCCUAAACUACAUUUUACGCCCAAUGUUUAAUAACAAACAUUUGAUACGUGGCGUUUGCUGUGAUAACCAGAAAUUGAGAAAUGUUGCCACGCGCACACAAAAUUUUGUUUACAGUGUUACUUAACUAAUUUAUUUGAAUAAUAUUUUUGUUUAGACUCGCUGUUAAUUUCAACGAUGUAUGUACAUUAGGGGUAUAUUAUUUUAUUUUUAUACAUACUUUUGUUUUUCUGACAAAUUUAUUUGAAAUAAGAACAAAGUUAUAGCAACUUAGUGAAAACCAGGUAGAUGGUUUUCUUGUCAGAUUAUUCGAUGAAACACUCCAAUAAGACAACGCAUUUAUUUUUAUUGAUAGUAAUAAGACCAAAGUGUUGUGAUCAUAAUCGGUGUGCAAUAGUAGAUAGUUUCGUUUUGUAUGAAUAUGAAUUUAUCUCUUAGAGAAUAUGAGAAAGGAUCUCAAACACCAGUUCGCUGCCCAAUAUGUUCUGAGUCUGGCAACUGCAGAGAAACAAAAGAAAAAAACACAUGUAAGCUCCACAGUACCUCUUGUAAUCGUGAAAAAAUAUAUACGUAUAUAUGAAUUCUUGUAAAAAUAUGUUUAUAAUAACUUUCGCUUUCCCUUUGUUAUUUAUCAAUUAAUCAUUUUUACUUUCUGUCAUGUUUUGACCUAUCCUAUCUUUCCGUCUCAGUUUUUGACGAACUCUAUUCCGUGAACUCUAUUGACUAAUAUUCCAAUUAUUCUUCCCACUGUGUUAUUUUCUUCCCUUUUUUCCACGUGCCCAUAGCAUCCCAGUUUAGCUUCACGCGCUUUUUCUAUUAUUUUACAUACCCCAGCCUACUUUCUAAUAUCAUCACUCAUAAUACUAUUCCUUAACGAUAUUUCCAUCAUCUAACGUAACAUUCUCAUUUCCGUCUUUUCCAGCAAACUUUCUUCUUUCCUUUACAAUUUCCAUAGCUCUGCUCCAUACAACAGAAAUGAUCCAAUUACAGUCUUAAACAUCCAAAUUUUUAAUUUCCUUGCAAUUUUCUUGACACAAAUAACUCCCGAAAUACUGCUCUACUUCUGUCAUCCACACUUUCUCUUAUUUCCAGGUCGCAUUCCCCAGUCUCAUUUGUAUAUGAGCCGAGGUACUUCAUUUGUUUGGGUUAUCUCUCCGUCCGGCCUAUCUUAUAUUUUGACUAGAUGUCUUCCUCUUUUACUACUUGCUAAUGUCUUCGUCUUCCCUGUAUUUACCUUAAGUCCAUUUCACUCCAACUAUUCAUGCCCCAAUCUAUAUCUUACCUAUAGUUCCUUCUCGCUUCUAGCCAUAAUCACUAGAUCGUCAGCAAGUAACAAUUCCCAUAUCUCUCCUCUUCUGAUAGUUUUCUGAAAAGACAUCCAUUAUCUUUAUAGAGAGGAAUGAGCUAAAAGCCGACCCUUGAUGCAAUCCUACCUUUACUUCAAAUUCAUCAGUAUUUCCUUGUUUUGUUCUUUGUACACCUUGGAUCAUUCAGACAGUUUUUCUGAUACCCCUUUCUUUCCUAAAAAACAACAAAAAAUCUUUCUUGGUGCCCUGUCAUAUGCAUUUUCUAAGUCUACAAAACGCCAAUAUAAUGUUCCAUUUUCUUCUAAGAUCUUAUUUUGCAACUAUCUUAAAAUGUACAUUGUAUCAACUGUGCUCUUUUCCGGUAUAAAACAAAACUGUUUCCUAGCUAUUGAUAUUACAUUCCUUCGAAGAUUUUCAAAAGAUGCUCAAUUAGCUUAACGUCUCUAUAAUUACCACAUUCCAAUACAUCACCCUUCUGCUUAUGUCUAGAUACCACUGUGCUCUUUCUCCAGUCUUCUGAAAUUUUCUACACAUCCUAUACUAACUGCAAGAACUUCCAUACCAUAUCCACGACUUCCUCACCUAUGGCUUUGAUCAUCUCAGCUAUCACCCCUGAUUGGCGCACUCACCUUAUCCACGCCUUCUUCACCCAUUGUUCUAAUAACCUCAACUGUCACCCAUGAUGAGCCAGCCACUCGCCUUACCUUGUUUGAUUUUCAUGAUACAGUUUUUACUUCUGAUCUACUUAUUUCUUUUACUAGUCAUUGAACUCUGACCACAUCCUCCAUAUCAUCUCUUUCAUGUUUUACAUUCAACAUUUCUUCAUAAUACUGCAUCCAACUUUUCUUUAUGUCCUCACCCUUAACAGCUAUUGACCCCUCUCUGUUCUCUAAUGCAUUUACUUCUCCAAGAUAUCUUUGUGUUUUUUUUUUAUAGAUUUUGCAGCUUACUAUAUAUUCCACCAAUGAUUCUUUCUUUCCCAUGGCCACUGCUUGCUUGGCAUUCCUUUUAGCUUCCCUAUACACGAGAGUGUUGUUUUCAUUUUCUUGCGACUCUUUGAAUAUUCUUCUCUUUUUCGUUAUCGCUUCCUGCACUUCCUCAUUCCACUACCAUGUAUCUAUAUAUUGUUAUUUACUUCCUUUUGAUGCUCCACAGACUUUAACACCUGCUUCCUAUUCCUGAUCCAGGUCUUUUCUUUCCACUGCAUUUGCAUUUGUGUUUUGUCUCCAUCUGGUCUCUUUUUCUUUGAAUUUACUGAUAUUUUCUCCAUUCAAUUUCCACAUCUUCAAUUUAGCUCCUAUUUUUCACUUCUUUAUACUGUUCUCUCCCUGUAUCUUUAUACCCAUUAUCAACAGCUGGUUCACUGUUUUCUCCCUAUAUCUCACUUUGCAGUUAUUAAUAUUCUUUCUACCUAUUCAUUUGGCAACCACAAAGUCAAGUUGUCUUGCGUAUUGACUACUGUUAUACGUAAUUAAGUGUUGCUCUGUUUUCUGAAAUCCAGUGAUGGCAAUAUACAUUUCUAAAGCGUCUCCCAAUUCAAGAAUUAUAUUUCCCUCUUCAUUUCUGAUUCCAUACUAAUGUCCUUCAUGCACUCCCUGAAAGUUAACUUAUCUUUCACCAAUUUGGCUGUUUAGAUCCCUUCCAAUUAUAAUCCUUUCAUUAAUGGUACCUAAUGACCAGCUCUUCAAGAUAUUCCCUAAAUUGUUACUUUCAUCCUCUUGACCACCUUGUUGUAGAGUAUUCACUGAUAUCAGGUUUAUAAUUAUAUCACUAAAAACCACCUUUACCGUGAUAGCUCUGUCACUUAUCCUUUAUACUUCGAUUACUUUCUAUUUGAAUUCUGUAUUUAGUUUAUGCCCAUUCCAUUUCUCCUUGUAUUCUGACCGCAGUAGUAUACGUUAUAUCCUUCUCCCAGCUCUCUUGCAUUUUAAUUUAGUCUCCUGUUUACAAAGCUCCAUAUCUGCUUAUACACUCCUUUUUACGCUUCCUUUCCACUUGCUUCUUUGGUCGCAGUUGUGGAGUGUGCGGUACCCCUCUUCCGUUUCUCACAACAACCGAGGGAUAGUGUUGCACGUAGCUUACAGCAAACACCUUAGCCAUAUGCUCAUCUCCAAUUAACCCGAGAUACAUAUUUUAUAUUAGACAAGAAGUUUUACACUCGGGUGACUGGCCCUGAUAGGAAAUCUUAUUUUUCAUCUGGGCUUGAGACUGGCAUGAUCACCUGGGCUGGAAUAAGUUCAUUCCAGCUCGCAUGGCAGAGUUCCUUCCCUCUAGUCUACUAUUGUUAAAUUAGGAUGGCUAGUGCAGAUAACCUUCGAAUAGCUUUGCACGAAAUUCAACAAAACAAAGAAACACUGUUAGUUAUAAGUAUAAGCAGACGUUACGGAGUUUUGGAUAAGAUAAUAUAACAACGCUUGUUUCGAAAAUCAAGUGGAAAUGCUUAUGCUUGAACACACAGGCUGUCAUAUGUGUAUCAAAGGUAACGGCUAACUUACCCUGUCUCUCAUAUCCCAGUUCGUAAUAAAUCUAUUUACACGUGUCGGAUAUUGCUUGUUCUACCAUUUCAAAAGCUAAUGAUUCAUUACAAAAAGUAAAUAAACAAACAAAAGAAAAUCAGAGUAGAAUUUAAAUUUCUAAUUAAAUAAAGAAAUGAGGUUGCAAUAUAGAAAACAAAAUAAUAAAUCGAUAUACCUUACAAGCUUCUGUACAAUAUUAACCACUGCAAAAAUAAUAACCAGUACUUUAACAAUAAGCAGUUGAACGAUAGUUUCAAGCAUAAGCAAUAGAAAUUUUGCUCUAAUUGUAUGUGCUAGGUAAUGAUAAAUAAUAUGAUGGUUUGUUUAAGUUUUAGGGCAAAGCUACACAACUGGGCUAUGUGGGGAAUUAAACCGUUGUAAGUUUGUAAGCAUACGGCUAACUCACUCGAGGACUAAAUACUUUUUAUUGGAUAUUUAUAAUUAAUAUUGCCUUUUGAACAAGUAUCAGAAGUAGAAGUAAUUGAAUUUUACACGUGCUGUUUACUCAAAACAUUUUACUGGUGUAUUUGAUAAAGCACGUAAGGAAAAGUAAGAGUUAAAUAUUAUAAUUAUUGAGUUCAAAUGAACCGUAAGCAUAACUGGAAUAUUUUCGGAUUCAAGAAAUGUUUAUAAUACUCUCAGUACCUGUAAUUAUUAAAAACAUACGAGAUAGUAACAAUAUGUUGUACACCGUAUCAGUAGUAAGUUAUGUUUAGUUGUCCUUUCUUUUUUUUUCUUACUCGCUACAGAAAGCAAUCUUUUUCUAGGAAUUAUGAUUUUAACUACAGUGCCGAUGAAAUGCUCUUUUUUUCAGUGUUUUCUACAUUUGUAAGUGCCUGUUUAUGUGUUUAUGGUUCUUACAAAUCUUACAAAUACAAAUCUUGUUUUAAUGAGAUACGCUCUCUUACAGCAAAUAACAUGCAUUUAGGUAUUUGUGAGAAAAUUACAUUUUAAAAGGCAUAGAAAUGAAUGUAUUUGAACUUUACACCUUUAGUUUAGGAAGUUUACUAUUUUUCAAUUCAACUUAAAAUAAUAUAUAGACAUAUAAAUAUCUCAAAGUUUGGAAUAACUUUUGUCGUGAGAAAUAACAUUAUGAUUCUUGAAGAGCAUCAGCCAUUUUUUGCAUAUUUGUUAUAGGGCUUUGUUUUUACAAGAGAAUGAAAGGGUCUAAUAAUGCUUGGCAUCGAAUUCGAAAAUGAAAGGGUCUAUUAUUGUUAUUCAUUUGAUGCCCUAAUAUAAAGAGUAACUUAGAGUUUCAUAAUGAAACGAAUGUUUCUGAGCUAUUGGUAAUACUAUUUAAAACAAAUUUAAACAUAGUUGAGUUCCGUUCUGUUUAUAAAGCUGGUAGUCUAUACAGACAGCCCGGAACUUCUAUUUCGGUAUAGAUUGCGCGUCACUAUUCUCCAUAAUCAAAAUAAGACACCUCACAUUUGUUAGGUGUCAAGAAAUUAUUCUGUAAAAAUGCAAUCCAAUUCUGAAGGUAAGAAGAAGAAGACAUUUUUCCCUGUACAUAGGCUGUUUUUCCAAAUAUUUAAUGUAGAAAUUCAGCAAAGUGUCCUGAGAUAUCUUUGAGACUUUGGAAUAAGCCUUUUUGGAUAACAUUUUGAUAUAGAAGAAAAAAGGAAGAAACCUGUUUCAAAACCUUCCUCUUUCUUGAUCCAUUUGUCCUCCCUUAGAUUUGCAUUGUGUAUUAUUCCGCAACUAUUUUGUUGUAUGUAUUUUAAGAAUAUUUAUCUUUAUAUACUCCAGUAAACUUCCAUGGCAAUGCAACAAAAGAAUGGAUUGCUUUAUGAUUACUUUAAAACAUAUAUUUCUUAGAAAAUUUGUGUCGCUUGGAAAUUCAAAGCCAUGGCUUCAACAUAAUAUUCUCUUGUUCCGAUGUUUUGGUUGAUGCAUAGCAUUUAAACUUAUAUUAUAGUUUUUACAAUUAAAGUAAAAUUGUAGGAUUAAAUAAAUCAAUAAUUAAAGGAAGUACCCUGUUAUGUAAAACUUAAAUCCAUCCGCUACUUGUUUGAGUUAUCUAGCUUAGGAGUUCUCUUCUUGUUUGUCUCUUGGUGGGACUGCGAUAAGUUUACCGACUUACAACGCUAAAAUAAUGUGGAGAUCGAUUCCCCUUGGUAGACACAGUAGAUAGUCCGCUGUGGCUUUGCUCUAAAACUACACUUCUUGUUUGUCUCUUGGUGGGACUGCGAUAAGUUUACCGACUUACAACGCUAAAAUAAUGUGGAGAUCGAUUCCCCUUGGUAGACACAGUAGAUAGUCCGCUGUGGCUUUGCUCUAAAACUACACUUCUUGUAGUUGUUGUACCUGAUGAUACCUGGUGAAACGUUGAAACCAUAGAUAUUAUAUUCUAUAGAGUUAAAGGUUUUCCUAUAAGCAUAAUCGUGUACUUAUUGUUUUAAUAGCAGAUGUUUGCCUUUUGCUAUUAUUUCAUAAAAGUAAGACAAUUUAUGUGUGCUUAUUUUAGCUGAUACUAUUCAUGUAAUUCAUGGCCUGGAUAUACUGUAUCUUGUUACUUCUUGAUAUUUAAUUGUUGAUCCUCAACAGUUAAAGUUAUAUUUUUUCUGCAACAAGUACAAGAUUGGAUAAUGGUCAGUAAUUUCAAAGUCAGCAGAUAUCAUCAGAAGACCAAAUAGAAAAAAAUGAAUGCGCAAUAAUAUGGUUUCUAGAAACAAUAAUGGUAUUUUUUUAGUAAAAAGUACAACAAAGUGUUUAAAGAUUUCACUAAGACAUAACGCAGAUUUUGUUUUUAAAAACAUUUUCUUACUAUAGAACAUUUAUAUGGGAAUAUGUUACGUCAGUGUAAGCCGAACAUACUUCCAGUAAAUUACAUCAUAUCAUGUUUGAUUUCUAUGAUGCAUAUAUAAUACAUUUUUAUUGCUCUUAUAAAUGACAUUGACAAUUAUCCCCAAUGCCGAUUUAUGCUCUUUAUUAGGUAUAUAUUUUAGUUCUGAUAUAGAUAGCUAGCUUGCAUUAAUUAGAACUUAAUAUUAAUGAGAAACCAUAAUUAACUUUCUCGUAAAUUUCAAAUAGCUUGUAAUUGAACAGAUGUUAUAAGUUGUUCGAUACUGAAAUGAUAUCAUUUAAUAAAGCUGUAUAAAAUCACUGUAAUAUCCUUCAGGAAUAAGAAAAAAUCUAAGGAAUAUCUAUUAGAAUUAUUGUUUGCUAAAUUUGUUUUAAAAUAUCAUUAUUAUAUUGGAAAUUUGUAUUGGAUGCUAAAUAGGUGAAUGACAUGAAGAAAAGACUGUCUGCAUAAUGAUGUAUUUUAUUUAAGAUCCAA
This is a messenger RNA of Limulus polyphemus (Atlantic horseshoe crab), 10771 nucleotides long. RefSeq names its product zinc finger protein 384-like. Gene Ontology annotation, cellular component: nucleus. Gene Ontology annotation, biological process: regulation of transcription by RNA polymerase II. The transcript has 7 exons. The record is from RefSeq and is a predicted model, not a curated record. The coding region runs from base 294 to 1766 and encodes 490 amino acids. Lineage: Eukaryota; Metazoa; Arthropoda; Merostomata; Xiphosura; Limulidae. Gene Ontology annotation, molecular function: DNA-binding transcription factor activity, RNA polymerase II-specific; RNA polymerase II transcription regulatory region sequence-specific DNA binding.